This is a messenger RNA of Notodromas monacha, 1128 nucleotides long. Lineage: Eukaryota; Metazoa; Arthropoda; Ostracoda; Podocopida; Cyprididae. The record is from the annotation of a GenBank genome assembly.
AUGCAAUGGCUUCGUGGCCCAACUUACGAUUCGAAGCGAGAACUGGACGAAAUGCGGGCCCACUUGAAAUUGUCCGAGACGGACUUCAAGGUCAAGGACUUGCUCAAGGAGAACAAGUACGUGGCCCCCAUGGCCCUGCUGCUCUUCUACCAGCUGGCCCGACAAAGCAUGGGCUAUUUCAACAUCAUCGGCCACACGGUGCAGAUAUUCGAAGACGCUGGGACAGACCACGAGAGUGCUUUUGACCCGUUUUGGGCCACUGUGGUCAACGGGGUCGGCGACAUCUUGGCACAGAUUGUGUCCUCAGUAGUGGUGGAAACAGUGGGCAGAAGGAAGCCAAUCCUCCUCUCAACCUUCCUCAUUGGCAUCUUCCAUGUUGGAUUUGCCAUCUACAUGUACUAUUGGACAAGCACUGAACCUGCUGACAGAUCUGAAGGAUUGAUUUCCACUUCUCGCUGGUUGCCCAUGUUGUCCAUCUACGGGUUCACAUUCACAUUCUGCAUUGGAAUGUCCAAUGUGCUGCUGGUGUUGAUGGGGGAACUGCUGCCUCUCAAGAUCAAGAACUUUGCAUUCUCACUUUGUUUUGCCUUCAACACCCUCUGCCAAUUCCUCAUGACCAAGUCCUGGAACAAAGGAUUAGCCUGGCUUGGAUACCAUGGAACAUUUUCCAUCUAUGCAGUAGCAGGGGUCAUCACGUUUUUUGUGUCAAUAUGGCUGCUACCAGAAACCAAAGGGAAGACAUUGUUGGAGAUAGAAAUCCUCUUGGGGAGGCAAGAGAUUUCCAGAAGAGAAUCACUGAGACUGAGGGAGAAAAAGUCCAAUGCUUCAACCAUGACACCUGAUCCUUGAUUUGGCAAGAAACUGCCAAAAAUAUUUUUGCACUACCAUGCAUUUUGUUCAUCACAGGCAUUUCUUUCCCACUUUUGAAGAAAAAAAACAAGGCUUUUAUUGUAUUUUAAAUGUGGCUCAAGUUUCAGGUGAUAGUUGAGUUGUGUGGAAGGGGAUUAAUUUAUUUUUUGGAAGAGACCACAAUUCUUUUCAGAUUUUUUCAAAAAUCUUUUCUACUUUCUUGUAGUGUUUUUUUGGUGAGAAAUAAAAGAACUUGGAUAUAUGGUUCCUGCAGACACA